AUGGCCAUCGACAAGAUGGAGCGCUUGUCUCGACUCUUGUCGACCACUUCCGGCACUGAUAAAUGUUUAAUGUUGAUUCAAUAUUCGACUCUUCUCUUGAGCAGGAUCGAUCAUCGAACCUCAAAAGUUGCUAUCGGCUCCAAAGGCCUACCUCAGCGGUUCGGUGCACUGAGUGGAGUGAUUUCAGAGGCAAGGACAACUAUCCGGCUUUUGGACCUUGUCGCGGUGGUUCAGUGGUGGAGGUCUUUGAAAGGGUCACGAGGAUCGGUUGUGUCUCGAAUUCUGGAUAUCGAGCGCCUGGAAGUGCUCUCAAUGCUAGUCUACUACCCAUUGGAACACAUUUAUUUCCUGACAGCUAAAAGCGUUUUACCAUUCUCAACUCGAAUAUCAUCAAAGGCUUCGCUGUACUCGUGUAGAGCUUGGGCUACCUAUACUUUCUUACACCUGUCUUAUCUGUGGCAUUGCAUUCGACAACUUAAUCAAGAAGAAGACCAGUAUAUGAAACAAGAUGUUGAAAAAAAGGACAGACAGAAAUAUCAUGAACAAAGGGCAGCAUUGAUGAAUGGAGUGAUGAUCAAUCUGGCAUAUGCCCCUUUGACUUUGCAUUGGUCACUAAGUCAAGGCUUAUACAAGUCAGAGUCUAUCACGGCGCUAUGUGGAAUCGCCGCCGCAAUUGGUCAGUUGAGGGCAGCAUGGAAAGCCUCAGCGUGA
Molecule: messenger RNA, 711 nt
Organism: Melampsora larici-populina 98AG31
Lineage: Eukaryota; Fungi; Basidiomycota; Pucciniomycetes; Pucciniales; Melampsoraceae
Exons: 4
Coding region: 1-711 (236 amino acids)
Biological process (GO): peroxisome fission
Cellular component (GO): peroxisomal membrane
Source: RefSeq, a predicted model, not a curated record